Molecule: messenger RNA, 3377 nt
Organism: Cynoglossus semilaevis (tongue sole)
Lineage: Eukaryota; Metazoa; Chordata; Actinopteri; Pleuronectiformes; Cynoglossidae
Gene: lmcd1
Product: LIM and cysteine-rich domains 1
Exons: 7
Coding region: 760-1860 (366 amino acids)
Molecular function (GO): zinc ion binding
Source: RefSeq, a predicted model, not a curated record
UAUUUUUAUUGGCUGAGCUUUUUUUCAAAGUGUUUUCUGAUUGGCUGGUAGUGUGAAAGUAGGGAAUCCCACAGGUUUUUUUUCUGCCUCAGUCUCAGGUUUUAACCACAGUCAGAGUCACGUUCAGUCCUGGUCCUACUUGACCAGGUAGCCUCAAGUCAGCAGUGAUCCAAGAGCAGCAGUUCUGACUGUUCAGCUGCUGUUUCAACAUCAACUCUGACCUGAUUAUUGUUUUCCCUGUCUGUUAAAACCAGGUCUAGAGUUGUUACAUCACAGGUACCUGUAGAAUUCACCAAAGUGGAGAGAAGUCAGUACCACGUGAACAAAGAAACUCCUGUUUGACUGGAAGGCUAGAAUAAAAAUCACAUUCCCUUCAGCGGCAUGUUGGAGCAAAUUCAGGAGGUGAAGAAACCUGCUGAGAGUAAUUUAGAGGGUGGAGACGGGAAGUAUAUUUUUUUAGUUGGAAGUUUACAGCAGUAUAAAAGGGGAAAAAAGAGGGGAAAAAAGAAUAAUUGUUAAAGUGCAGAGUGUGAACAGGGAUUUGCAGUGAGCGUUGAUGUUGCCGGGCAGGAAUGAAGAUGAAAGUCUAGACAGUUGUGGAGGGCUGGUGGAGCUGAGGGGCAGCAGGAGCGACCGUGGGCGGGGAGAGAGGAAGUUUGGUCAACAGGAGAGGAAUUUAAAGUCCCAUUGUUCUGGAGGAGCAGAGGCAGAGAGGAGUGAGGAGCUGAGGAGUCCGAUCGCUGACAGACGCUGGACACCAUGGACAUGAGUGCAGCUAUGGCAAAGAUGUCCGUGAAACAGAGCGCAGGAGGAGAAGCGGUCUGUCUCAUAUGUAAAGAGGGCUGCUCUGGAUUUCAGCCGCAUUCUUGGAGGAAAGCCUGUACGGCCUGUGGCUGCAGCACAGUGGACCACAUUCCUGGUGGUGACCUUGAAGAUGACCAGCACAUGGGACGCCUGCUCUCUGAGUCGCCCUGCUCCCACCUAACUGCAAAGGUCAAAGGAGGUGGUGGCCUUCGCAUGUACAAACGCAACCGCAUGAUUGUGACCAAUCCCGUGGUGUCGCGCAAAGACCCCACAUUCAGCACCACAACCUACGACUGGGCACCCGCCGGACUCAACCAGAAACUGGCCAUGCAGUACAUGGAACUCCUCCUAGAGAGUCACCGCCCUGUCUCAGGGACCCAUGGAGCUGUGGAGCGGCGUAGGAAGCUCCUGAGCCAGCUCCCCGUUUAUGACCAUGACCCCAUGAAGUGCCAGAGCCUCGCCACUGACCAGGAGAUUUCAACAAUGCUGCUCUUUGUGAAGAAGUACAAACAGGAAGCGCUGGGUGUCGGGGAGGUGGCCUUACCAGGUGAGGGAGGAGCACUGAGGGAAGCGGCCAUUCAGAGGAUGGCGAAGGAAGCUAAAGAUCGUAGCAACACUGACAAGAAAGAUGCUCUGGAGAAGCAGGACCUCAGCUCGACUGUUAGCUGCGCUUCAUCUGCUGCUGGAUCCACUAACGGCACAGACGACAGCAUCAAGAACGAAUACCUGUGUACUGGUUGCCACAGUGACAUUUCCAAGGAGAGUCCAGCGGUAUAUGCCGAGCGAGCAGGUUACCAGGAUGCUCUGUGGCAUCCCGGCUGCUUCAAAUGUUCAGAGUGUGACCAGGGAUUAGUGGACCUGGUCUACUUCUGGUCCAAUCGGAAACUCUUCUGUGGGCGUCACUACUGUCAAACAGUUUGGCCUCGGUGUUCUGGUUGUGACGAGUUGAUCUUCAGCCAGUCUUUUCAGGGCGGGAAAGAUGGACGCACAUGGCAUCGUCAUCACUACUGCUGCUGGAAGUGUGGACAAAACCUGGAAACCCCCUGUCACCACUGAGACACUAACAGAAGGAUGCAGUGUAGAGAAGCCUGGAGUGCUCCUUAACUCGACUUCAAGGUGCUUCACAAACAGUGAAUCUAUACUAAAAAAAUAGAAUAUUAGACAACAGAGACAAAUAUCAAUAUUCUGAACUGAUGUCAACUGUAUUUGAGGACGUGUAACGUCUCGGUAGGCUUCAGAUAAAAACACCAAACACAGAACAAGACAAAUGAAAUAAUGAUCAAGAAACUGAUUAUGAAUUGUUUCUUAAUAUGCAGCCUAUUUUUUAAAAGUGACUCUCCUUUGGUUUAAGCAGACACUAAAAAAAUGUCAAAAUUUUAUUUUUGGAACUAGCCGAUAUUUUAUAGACUAUAUUAUUGGGUUAUUGUUUUAACGUAUCUGUGAUGAAACGUUGAAAUUUUUUGUUUUAGUUGUGCUACUGUGUUGUGCUACGUCUUAUUGUCCACGUAAAUUGUGUAGACCAGGGGUGCCCAAAAGGUCAAUUUGAAAAGUAGCUCCCAAGCCAAAAAAGUGUGGACACCCCUGGUGUAGACAGUAUGUGCAGAUUUGUGUUUACAUUAGAAAAGAAACUGGACAGUAGACUGGGUCACUACGUAGAAGUGGACCUUUGAUAAUGACCUUUUUAACUGAAUUUGGAACUGCCAAGAUAUUUGGUUCAUCCCUGCAGAGGAAGCCACAUUUUAUCUGCCUCUAUCUCACCCUAUGUUGAACUGUCACACUGACCGUCCAGAAUCUUCUCUGAGGAGCUCUCUGCUCCUCCUUCCUGGCAUCUCUCUUUGUCUUCCCUACCUUGUGUCCGAAGGUUAAACCUCAGCUGUUACGUAUCCGGUCCAUCCUCGUUAACGCCAUAAAAGACUCUCAUCAUGGUCAUCUUUGCUCCGGCUCUGCCCCGUGUGUUUAAUGUAGCGCCACUGUCUCGAAACCAAAUGUCCUCACAAAACAUUUCAUUUCACUCACACUGCUGUUGUCCUUGUGUCACACGUCACCCCUGGAAUUCAUGUCCACACCAUCAAUAAUGGCUAGAAGAUUAAUUUAUUUACUUCUCAUUUACACACUACUACUUUUGUUGUUUUUUUGUUUUUGUUAGCUGUUUCAGAUAAAGUUCAAAUUUGUAUGCGUUUGCCUCUCAAACAUAAACAUCUGCUGAUGAUGCGUCUACCAAAAGCUGCUGACUGUUUUCGAUGCCUUACGAUAAAUUAUUGCCAUGUUUCUGUCACAGUAAGUUGAAAAAACCCUAAAUAGUUCACAGUGAAGUUAUUGUGCAGUUGAAAACAUGUUUGCCAAUAAACGUCUCCUAAUCAUCUCCAGGCAAUACACAAACAGCUUUGCAUUUGUUCCACAGAGAAAUAUAUUUUAAAAAGAUUAACUAGCCUAUUGUCAGCUACUAUCGGUUUCUGUUUGUUCCCUGUCUUUGUUAGUAAUGAAUAGCUGCUUAUUAUGAGAGAGCUAAAUAAUUCUGUGUAGCAGUGUUGCCUGUGAAGGUUUGAAACAUAAUAAAGUUUUCAUGAACUUUA